AUGGCGGGGCUGCAGGCGGGCAGGAAGAUCUUCACCAUCAAUGAGGACCUGGUGUUCCUCAGGCCCUUCCAGGAGGUGGCGACCAUGAUCAACCAGGCCUUCUGCAUCCGCCGCUCCCUACGCCUGCUGGUCAACACCAAAGCCAAGGAGUGAGUACAAUAGUAUGCAUGCACACACAGGCAUGUGUACACACACACACACACACAAGUGUCCUCUACACACCUACACUAGUGGCAGUCGGUGCUGUUUAAGAUGAGCGAGGACGAUUAUUUUUUAAUGAGCAUGGCCUUAUUUCUAUUACAGCAUAUUGGAAGACGGUCAUAUUCGAUUCACCCAGAUGAAUGUAACACCAAUAGGUUUAGGUUACUACAUGAUACUCAAAUUUUCCCUAUACCCAUCAUGAGGUUGCUACAACCUAGCCUAUGAAUGAAAGUUUACAACGUAGGUGCACAGGUCGAGAGAAAUUUGAGUAUUCAAGGUGACAGACAUUGACACAUUCAAUACUGCCUUGCACAAUCUUGCCUGCAUCUAGCUGAUCUAGGGUGUAAUCAUUGGUCCUCUGUAGCUCAGCUGGUAGAGCACGGCGCUUGAAACGCCAAGGUAGUGGGUUCGAUCCCCGGGACCACCCAUACACAAAAAAAUGUAUGCACGCAUGACUGUAAGUCGCUUUGGAUAAAAGCGUCUGCUAAAUGGCAUAUUAUUUAUUAUUAUUAUUAUUAUUAUUAUUAUUAUUAUUAUUAUUAUUUAUUAUAUUAUUAUUAGUCCAACCGUUGCAAACAAGAGUUUCUAUUGGACAUUGCUUCUGUUUAAGAAACGUUUUUCAACAGAAUAGGCGGAAUGAAUACACCCCUGAUCAUACGCAAACACAGUUCAAUUUCAUAUAGGGGUGUGCCGAGUAAUCAGACAAAACGAGUAUCGUAACAGAUAUGGGCAAUUUUCUGCAUACGAUUACAUAGCCGCAGGAAGUAGGGGUGCUGAGCAUGCUGCAGCACCCCCUGAAAAAUCGGAAUUUAAAAAAUAUAUAAAUAAAAAAGUUUAUUUCUUCACAAAAGUAGUUCACUUUGGCUUCUGCUCAGAUGGAUGAAGCCAGCGGGGAACACAUGCAGCACACAGACACCACCGGCUACAGACCUACCGCACAUCUUACUUGCGGUGGUGUAGUGCUAUUUUUGUAGAUGAGGGAGCGCAAAGAAUAUGUAAAUGACGCCAUAAUUUCCUCAAUCAAAGUUUGUACUGACAACCCUGUUCCUGGAUCGCUACUGUCCUGUAGGGUUUCAAUCCAACCCCAGUUGUAACUAACCCCAUUCAUCGUAUAAACCAGCUAAUUAUUAGAAUUAGGUGUGCUAGAUUAGGGUUGGAAUGAAAACCUACAGGAUGGUAGCUCUCCAGGCACUGGGUUGGGGAUCCCUGUUAUAAAGUAUUCAUAAAAUGUAUCCAAUUGCAACGUCUACCUAUGACCACACAUAUUGUCUCAAACACCAAGUUAGGCAUACCUAUAGGCCAUCAUCACUGUCAAUCAUGAAUUAUAAUUAUUCACGUUUUACCGGUGAAACUGCCAACAUGCCAAUCAUUUGAUUGCGCAGAAUUAGUUUCAUGGGAAUAGCCUAUGCAUUUCGAUCUUCUUGAAUUACUGUUUUUGUGAGCGAAUUACAGCAGAUGUUAACAAACUAUUAGCCUCUUUUGUAUUUUGUUUCAAUCAAAGCAUAUAUCCUGCCUAUAGUUUUUGCGUAUUAUAUAUAUUUUUUUACUUUUCAGCUAAAGCUAACGUUCCUAAAAUCUUAUUAGAAAUUAGGUGUAAUUAAUCGUUAUGUGAACUUGCAAUACAUUGAUUCAGCUUUGAUCUAACUUGACUAAACGAGCACCAUUAUGAGAAGUGAUAAUCUUCUAUUUAUUAUAAUAAUAAUAAUCAUAAUAAGGGAUAAGUAGGACUAUUAGGUGUAUAGGUAACAGAUCUUGAUGAGUGUUGUUUUAAACGAUUGGAGCGCCCUUUGUGGCUCUAAUAUGGAGGACUAAAAGUGCCACAAUUAAAUAAAUAAAUACACCAUUAAAUAAUUACUUAAAUGUGUCAUUAAUUAAUUCAAAUUAGAAUUAAAUACAUAAAUGUGUAAUUAAAUGUAUCAUUAAUUAAUUCAAAUACCGAUUCAUUUUAUGUAAAAUACAUAUAUAAUAAUUUCACUAUUUACAUUUACAUUUCAUGGUCCUGCGUUGGAGUGCUUCCUGAAUUACUUAAAACUGUCAAACUGACCCAUCAAAAGUUGGUAGGCGGAACCUAACGCCUGAUUGGUUACCCUCUGCAUCAAGCCAAGACAAAUCAAUUCCGGAUAAUGUCAGCAGGUCCUGCUUCUACAUCCUCUGCUAAGUUUAAAAUGUCUCUAACCAACUCCCUGGAAAGUUCACGGAGAUCCUCCAUUGUCUCUAUCCAGGUUGGCCUACUCUACUUCAGACCAAAGCAAUGGAUCGGACUAGAUUCGCGUUAGCCCCGCCCACUGACUUUGAUGGGUCAGUUUGACAGUUUUAAGUAAUUCAUGAAUCACUGCAAUGCAGGAUCAUGAAAUGUAAAUGUAAAUAGUGAAAUAAUUAUAUAUGUAUUUUACAUAAAAUGAAUCGGUAUUUGAAUUAAUUAAUGAUACAUUUAAUUACACAUUUAUGUAUUUAAUUCUAAUUUGAAUUAAUUAAUGACACAUUUAAGUAAUUAUUUAAUGGUGUAUUUAUUUAUUUAAUUGUGGCACUUUUAGUCCUCCAUACUCUAAAAGGACAGAUUUGAUUUAAUUAGCUUGAGCACAUGGUUACAAUAUACCCUAUUACAGAAUAAAGUAAAACAGAUGUUGCUAGGGAGUAAUCAUGUUAGGGACAAUAUAAGAUGAAUCGCCAAAAAUGUAAUUUUUGUAUUGGCAAUCCUGGUUAGAGGUAACAAUCCUUUGCAUGAACUGCCUACAUUAUUACGAAUAUUAUUUGUUAAUUAUGGAUGUUAAGAUACGCAGGAUUUUACAUACAGUGAGCAACAUAAUUCAUUGGACAGUGACCAUUAUUUUGUUAUUUAUGUAACACCCUGGCUCUGGGACUCUAUAUGUUGAGCCAGGGUGUGUUCUUUCUAGUUUGUUUAUUUCUAUGUUGGCCUGAGUGACUCCCAAUCAGAGGCAACGAGUGUCAGCUGUGGCUGGUUGUCUCUGAUUGGGAGCCAUAUUUAAACUGUCUGUUUUUCCCUUUGUGUUUGUGGGUUCUUGUUCCGUGUUGGUCUAUGUUACCUAGGACGUUACGAGUGGUUUGUUGUUUUUGUUUACUGUCCGUGUUUAUCGCUAAUGAUAAAUAAACAUGUUCGUUCAUCACGCUGCGCCUUGGUCCUCCUCUCUUAACGACGAUCGUGACAAUUUAGGUUCUGUACUCUAGCACUUUGAGUUGGAAAGGAUACAAUGACAAUGAGGGUGAAGUGCAGACUGACAGCUUUAAUUUGAGGGUAUUUUCAUACAUUUAGAAAUGACAGCACCUUUUGUACAUGGUCCCCCCAUUUUAAGGUACUGCAAGUAUUUGUUAAAUUGGCUUCACAGAUGUGUGUCAUUAGGCAGGUGUAUUCAUUUGUGUCGUUAGUGAAUGCAGGAGAGCUGUUUAUGAAUAGUAUUGAUUCUAGACUUUGCUAUUGCCUUUGGAGGUUAUGUUUGGGGUGUGACAACAUGAGGAAGACUGCAGUGUCGAUGCAAAUGAAGCUGGCCGUCAUAACGCUCAGAAAUGAAAAUUAAUCAAUCAAGAACAUUGCAAAAACCCUGGCCAUGCCCAAGUCAACAGUUUGUUUCAUCAUUAACAAGAAAAAAACUACCGGUGAACUCAAUUAUGUGAAAAGACCUGGUAGACCGAGGAAGACCACUGUAGUGGAUGACCGAAGAAUACUCUCUAUAGUGAAGAAAACCCCCCUGACAACAGCCCAACAGAUCAGAAACACUCUCCUGGAUGCAGGUGUAGAUGUGUUAAAGUCUACCAUACAUAGAAGACUACACCAGCAGGACUACAGAGGGUACACUACAAGAUGCAAACCACUGAUAAGCAGUUUGCUAAAAAGCACCUAAAAGAGCCCCAAGAGUUAUGGAAAAAAGUAUUGUGGACAGAUGAGACAAAUAUUAACAUGUACCAGAGUGAUGGAAAGAGGAAAGUGUGGAGAAAAAAAAGAAAUGCCCAUGAUCCAAAGCAUACCACCUCAUCUGUGAAACAUGGUGGAGGGGGUGUUAUGGCUUGGGCCUGUAUGGCUGCCAGUGGAACAGGCUCACUUAUUUUAUCUGCUCAGAUAAAACCAAAUGCCUCCAAACUCAUUGGACGGCACUUCAUCAUGCAACAAGACAAUGACCCUAAACAUACUGCUAGAGCAACGAAGGGGUUUUUGAUGGCCAAAAAGUGGAAAAUCCUUGACUGGCUGAGUCAAUCACCGGAUCUGAAUCCAAUUGAACAUGCAUUUUACAUGCUGAAGAGGAAGCUGAAGGCAAUAAGUCACUGAAACAAGCAGGAACUGAAGAUGGCUGCAGUACAGGCCUGGCAGAGCAUCACCAGGGAGGAUACCCAGCGUCUGGUGAUGUCGAUGCAUCGCAGACUUCAAGCAGUCAUUGCAUGCAAAGGAUAUACGACCAAAUAUUAACAAUGAUUACUUUAUUCUACAUUAUGUUAAACUGUCCAAUGUUUUUUGAUGCACAAAAAUGGGGGGGACCAUGUACAAAAGGUGCUGUCAUUUCUAAACGGUUCAUCCGAUAUGUAUGAAAAUACCCUCAAAUUAAAGCUGACAGUCUCAUUGUCACCCUCAUUGUAUCCUUUCAAACUCAAAGUGCUAGAGUACAGAACCAAAUUUUUUUUUUAAAUGGUCACUAUCCAAUGAAUUAUGGUGCUCACUGUAUAUACACUACCAGUCAAAAGUUUGGACACACCUAAUCAUUCCAGGGUUUGUCUUUAUUUUUAAAAAAAUUUACAUUGUAGAAUAAUAGUGAUGACAUCAAAACUAUGAAAGAACACAUAUGGAAUCAUGUAGUAACCAAAGAAGUGUUAAACAAAUCCAAAUAUAUUUGAGAUUCUUCAAAUAGGCACCCUUUGCCUUGAUGAUAGCUUUGCACACUCUUGGCAUUCUCUCAACCAGCUUCAUGAGGUAGUCACCUGGAAUGCAUUUCAAUUAACAGGUGUGCCUUCUUAAAAGUUAAUUUGUGGAAUUUCUUUCCUUAAUGCGUUUGAGCCAAUCAGUAGUGUUGUGAUAAGGUAGGUAUACAGAAUAUAGCCCUAUUUGGUAAAAUACCAAGUCCAUAUUAUAGCAAGAACAGCUCAAAUCAGCAAAGAGAAAUGACAGUCCUUCAUUACUUUAAGACAUGAAGGUCAGUCAAUACGGAAAAUGUCAAGAACUUUGAACGUCUCUUCAAGUGCAGUCGCAAAAACCAUAAUGCGCUAUGAUGAAACUGGCUCUCAUGAGGACCGACACAGGAAUGGAAGACCCAGAGUUACCUCUGCUGCAGAGGAUAAGUUCAUUAGAGUUACCAGCCUCAGAAAUUGCAGCCCAAAUAAAUGCUUCACAGAGUUCAAGUCACAGACACAUCUCAACAUCAACUGUUCAGAGGGGACUGUGUGAAUCAGGCCUUGAUGGUUGAAUUGCUGCAAAGAAACCACAACUAAAGGACACCAAUAAGAAGAAUAGACCUGCUUGGGCCAAGAAACACGAGCAAUGGACAUUAGACCGGUGGACAUUUGUGCUUUGGUCUGGAGUCCAAAUUUGAGAUUUUUGGUUCCAACCGCCGUGUCUUUGUGAGACGUGGUGUGGGUGAACUGAUUAUCUCCACAUGUGUAGUUCCUACCGUAAAGCAUGGAGGUGUUAUGGUGUGGGGGUGCUUUGCUGAUGACACUGUCUGUGAUUUAUUUGGAAUUCAAGACACACUUAACCAACAUGGCUACCACAGCAUUCUGCAGCAAUACGCCAUCCCAUCUGGUUUGGGCUUAGUUGGACUAUCAUUUGUUUUUCAAAAGGACAAUGACCCAACACACCUCCAAGCUAUUUUACCAAGAAGGAGAGGGAUGGAGUGCUGCAUCAGAUGACCUGGCCUCCACAAUCCCACGACCUCAACCCAAUUGAGAUGGUUUGGGAUGAGUCGGACGGCAGAGUGAAGGAAAAGCAGCCAACAAGUGCUCAGCAUAUGUGGGAACUCCUUCAAGACUGUUGGAAAAGCAUUCCAGGUGAAGCUGGUUGAGAGAAUGCCAAGAGUAUGCAAAGCUGUCAUCAAGGCAAAGGGUGGCUAGUAUAAAAUAUAUUUUGACACUUUUUAGGUUACUACAUGAUAUAAAAUAUAUUUUGACACUUUUUAGGUUACUACAUGAUUCCAUAUGUGUUAUUUCAUAGUUUUGAUGUCUUCACUAUUAUUCUACAAUGGAGAAAAUAGUAAAAAUAAAGAAAAACCCUGGAAUGAGUAGGUGUAGCCAAACUUUGACUGGUACUCUAUAUAUAUAUUUUGUAAUAACUAUAUAUAAUGCAAAUCGAGGUGAGGGUGAUGGAAAUGCUUUUGGUGGUUGAUCUGCUUCUGUUCUGUGGGUGGCACUGUGUGCUCUUUUCGAAGGAUUGGUCCCAGUCUCUCCAGGGCCCUGGGAUCCGGGGGGACGGAGGUGGUCUGCUGGUCACUGGGAUAAAAACCCAACUUGGGAUGGGAAGAGGUUUUAGCGGGUGGAAUAGUGGGGAACAAUUGGAGGUUUACUUAGUAGCAAUGCAAAUAUCAUGGUACAGCUAUAUGGACACUCAAUCACUAUGGUACUUUUUAAUGGUGAGUUUACAAACAUAUAUUAUGAUAAAUAGAUUUGAAACUUGGAUCUCAUUAUGGUAAAUGGUGAAAUAAGUAUAGACAGUUAUAAAUGUAAUGGCUUAGCAGAUAAUAAGAAAAGACAAUGAGUAUUUACCUGGCUAAAAGAGAAGGAAUAUAAUAUCUAUCGUUUACAGGAAACUCAUUCAACAAUGUUAGAUGAAGUUGUGUGGAAAAGGACUGGGGGGGUGAAAUAUAUUUCUCCCAUGGGCAAAGAAAUUCAAAAGGGGUGAAUUAUCAACGGGUGAACUAUCAAUUCAUAUAAUGUAUUUGCAUAUAUUUAAUCAUCAAAUAAAUUGGCCGAGUAGUGAACAUAAAUAAUUACUAUGUAGAUUACAGGAAAUUCGUUUUAAAACAGCCAAAAAAUCAAGCUUUUGGUGUAUUCAUGCACUCAAUAUACUUUAACCUAAAUGCAUUAUUACCUUCAACUUGGCCCAAUUCACAUUUCCAAUUUCCCACCCUGACAUAGCCUAACAAGCUAGAACGGGCCCUGCCUCUCAACCAAUAGCCAAUGUAGGCUAAAUAUCCCAAGCAGGGCUACAGCAACUUCCAGAGAGGGUCAGACUCUUGGGCUUUGCGGUGGCCAAUCUGGUUUGGAUGUCCUCGGUAGAAUGGUGUUGCUGUAACCAACUGGUCGUUCUGAGUUCCACUGCACAACAGCAGGUCGGUGGAGUUUUAUGAACAUCAAGGCAGACACUGUGAUUAUCAUUAAUUUUUUCAACGUUCUGAAGCUGUCAAGCCUCCAACAGGCCUCUGCAGUGCACAAAUGUAGCCUACAGUUCUUCAACAUUAGCCAGAGAGAAGACAGGGAAGAAAAUCACAGCACACCCACCCCCAAACUACUUCCUGCGGCUUUGUACGAUUAUGAUCCGAAUAUUUUUUGGAAUUAUCCGUGAUUGAAAAAAGUAUAAAUAAUUUGGGUGCCAGCAAGCGUCUUUAUCGUGUCAGUCAGUUUCUAAACCAUACUGUACUGUCUUCAGUUCAGUCAUGUGCGGUCUAAAUAUCUCAACCUGCUAGUUUGCCUGUCUGUAAAGAGAAGGAUGUGUUGUGCGUUGAUCCUGCUGCUCUGAUUGGAUAGAGUGAAGCUGUAUUUCUCCGUCCAUUCGCUUCAUAAUUUCAGCUGAUCACUUUUCCUCACGUUUCAGUCUGAUCAUUUAGAUUUCUGCUGCCUGCUACUAUGAUAAAUCACAUGGCAAUGAUGUUUGCUAUCAAGCUGGCAAUGUGUGUAAUAUCAAGUGGGGCAAGGGUAGGGAAAAAAUAUUAAACUAAUGUACAUUCUGACUGAGUGACAGCAAACUUGGCUGCCAGCUGCAGGUUGAGGACGCAUACACUGCACGCUGCUCCUGCAGCUUUUUUGCAGUGAGAAAGUGCAGUGAGGUAUUUUGCCAACAUCUAUUUAGGCAUAUUAAAUCACGAUCACGAGUAUCAUCCGAUCCGACUAUCAACUGUCAAUUUACGGAUACGAUUACAAAUAAGAGUAUGGCCAUGUUGGCAACACCCCUACUUUCAUAGCAGCCACAUACAAAUAGCAUGAGCCCUUUGAUCAUUGGAUAAUUUUUUCUCACAUCUACGCUCUCUCCUUUCACCUUUUCCCUUCGCUUGUGGACUUCAGUGCACAAUACAUCAGCUGUCUGUGACCAGGUGAAAAUACCUUUCCAGUCCAAACCUUCAUAUCAUAACAGCUACACACAGCCUACAUCGUUGUCACCAUAUUAGCUAACAUCAAGUCAACAUACUUACUAGAACUAAAGCGUUAGUAAACCGCUACAAUCAUGCAGCACAGUGUACAGUUAGCAAGUAGUUUAGCAGUUACACCGGUGGGUCCCGGUGGCAAUAAAUUAAUAAAAACCAAAAGCUUACUCUGAAUUGGAAGAGUGUUGGAUAGCCAUAGCCAGCUAGGUAACAUAGCAUCCUUCUCUGUUUGAGCCAGGUGUUUGAGUAGGCUACACUAGCUAGCUGCAUUUGCUAGCUAAGUAAGUAAAAGUGAAAAAAAUACUAAAUAUAGCUAGCGCUCUCUCUCUCUCUCUCUCUCUCUUGCUUCUCCUUCAUUUUUGAAGAAAUUAAUUUGUUCAAAACUGUUCAACUUUUGUCUUUAUCUCUCUUUGAGUCAACUACUCACCACAUUAUAUGCACUGCAGUACUAGCUAGCUUUCAGUACUAGAUUAAUUAUCUGAUCUUUUGAUUGGGUGGACAACAUGUCAGUUCAUUCUGCAAGAGCUUUGAUAGGUUGGAGGACGUCCUCCAGAAGUUGUCAUAAUUAUUGUGUAAGUCUAUGGAAGGGGGUGAGAACGACGAGCCUCCUAGGUUUUGUAUUGAAGUCAAUGUACCCAGAGGAGGAUGGAAACUAGCUUUCCUCCGGCUACACCAUGGUGCUACCCUACAGAGUGCUGUUGAGGCUACUGUAGAACUUCAUUGCAAAACAGUGCGUUUUAAUCAAUUAUUUGGUGACGUGAAUAUAUUAAGUAUAGUUUUAUCUAAAAAGGCUAACUUUUUUAAUGCUUCACUAUUUUAUGAAAUUCACUGAGGAUGGUCCUCCCCUUCCUCCUCUGAGGAGCCUCCACUGACCUACACACACAUGUAUUUCUCACGCACACACACUCUCUUGUUGUUAUAGGAUUGUGAAGAUUCCAGACACUCCCGAUGCCCUGUCCUUCAAACUCGGUGGCUCUGCCCCACCUCAUGUACACGCAGUAAGGAAAGGUGAGUAACAACCGCUCUGAUUGGGGAAAGGGAAAGGGGGAUACCUAGUCAGUUGUACAACUGAAUGCAUUCAACUGAAAUGUGUCUUCCGCAUUUAACCCAACUCCUCUGAUUCAGAGAGGUGUGGGGGGCUGCCUUAAACAACAUAGAAUUAUAGGAUGAGGCGUUACCUGCCAUGCACCUGUUUGCUUCAAUUCCAGUUUCUUGAGGCUCUGCUUUUUAGGACCACAUGUUCGCCAGGCUAGGGUCAAAGUAAAAAAUAUAUAAAAGACAGCGCCACCCCCCACACAGAACCUAACUCAGGUGCGCUGCCUGCUAGGCAGAUGUUUAUAUAUAAAAAAAUAACGCAAAAGAAGAAGGAAAAAAACAGAUUUACAAGGGAUGGGUCCAAAUGUGUAAAACAGUUGGAUGAGGAAGGAGGAAAUAUGGCCGCCGACUCUUUUCUGCAGCAUCAAGGGAGAAGGAGUCACGACCCGGGGUCUUGCUUCUCUUUUAUUAUGUCAGAGGGAGCUCAUGCACUCUGUGACAUGGCUGCACACACACACACACACUAGAUCACACAAACACACGAACAAACACACACAUGCAGGCUCUUUUCAGUUACUGGCCCCAUAGGAGUUUCUGAAUGAUGAUGUCAUACUCCCCAGCUCCCUCUCUCCUCCUAAAUCAGGAUCCUGGUUGACAGCUAGGAUUGGGUUUGCUUGGGUUGGCUGCUAAACUGAAGUUAUGGCGUCGUGUGCUUUGUGUGAGGUGGAUGACCGGGGAAGUGAUGCUAGGGCUGGUAUUUUUAAACGGGACAGGAGAUCUGUUCUUAUUUUAGGGCACAGCUAAAGUGUUACCAGACAAGUUAUUUGAGGACCAAAAUAAUAUAGGAACUAUAAUUAUUAUUAUACACAUAGCUUUAUAAUAAUAUUAUAAUGAUAAUAAUAAGUGCCAUAUAGCAAUGCUUUUAUCCAAAGCGACAUACAGUCAUGUGUGCAUACAUUUUAAGGAUGGGUGGCCACAGGAAUCGAACCCACAACCCUGGUAUUGCUAAUGCCAUGCUCUUCCAACUGAGCCACACACCUAUCUACUUCUUUGAUGAGCAGAUGGUCUUGGAUAGGCCUUAUUCUCUGAUAAUGAUAAAUAGGUUCUUCAUCUUUCCAAAUAAAAUAGAAUAAACUAAAUAUUUACAGAAUGGACCAAAUAGAUAACGAUACGUUGUUUUUCUAUAAUAACAGCAUGUGUACAUUCAUUCAACAUGCAUACAUUCUGUGACAUUGGUGGGUACAGGAUUACACAUAAGAACUGUGUCCCCGCCCACUUUAACCCCUGACCCCUGUGUGAUUACAGGGUCAGAGGCGGCGUUGGCAGGCCUCCAGCCAGGUCAGUGCAUCCUGAAGGUGAAUGGCAACAACAUGAACCAUAGCGACUACAAGGAGGUCCUGGAGCACUUCACCUCCUCCCACCGCGACCAACAGGAACAGGACGACAUGGUGAGACACAGUGUGCGUGCAGAGCCGUGGUCCAGCGGUAACACUACCGGCUCUGUACACACAUGGGACGCCCUGCUGAAUACCAGGGUGCAAUCCCUGUCUCAUCCCCCCUCUGAUUCUUACUGUCUGUGUUUUAAUACUGUAUGCACAAUAUUAGGGAAACAUACAUGAUCAAAGAUUCAACCAAGAUGGCAUUAGCCUAAUGUAACAUUGCUACUUUUACCAGUGUCAAGAUGUUUUUCCAUCAAACUAGUGUGUUCCCUUCUACAGUGUCACAUGCAAGGUUUUGGCUGAUUUUGGUUUAAUGCGUCACAACCAGGGUUCUUCCUCAUCCUCAAUUUCACUCUUCUAUUGUUUACAGUGAACUGCCAAUAUUCCUACUUUUCCCCUCAUUUUUAUUUUCCUACUAUGUCAAAUAUAUUGGCUUUAUCCAGCUUAGGACAGUGCAGGGUGUGCUAUGGAGUUCUUUCAUUAGGUGCUCCUGUGUUGAUGUUUACUCUGGCUCUUCUCCUCUUGUCCAAUCCCCUGCUUUGUUGAUGUUUACCCUGGCUCCUCCUGUCCAAUCCCCUGCUUUGUUGAUGUUUAACCUGGUUUAACUCUGUUUGGAGCACAUCUUAAUGUCUCUUUUACUUCAUUCACACACAACUGGUUCUUGCCAGUGUUUUUUGUACCAGUGCCAUGUUCUGUGAGUCAAUGCCAAAGAAGCACUUGUACUCUUGCACAGAAACAUAGACACACACACUUGAAUGUAUGCACGCAUAUUAUACACCUAGAGAUAGACACACACACACAUCAGUGUUUGACGCUAGUGUGUCCCUCCCUGUGUCCUGUCAGUGUCAGUGGGUGUACCGUGCGUUUGAGGACGUGGAGGAGGAGGGGGGCUUGUUCAGGACCUGCCCAGCAGAGAACGGCUCAGACAUAGAGGAGGAGAAUGGCAGGAACGGAACAGGUACUGUACACCACCUCACCACAGGAGUGUGUGGUGUGUGCGUGAGAGAGAAAUAAUCGGAACGGAGCAGGUACCUUACACAACCUCACUAUAGAAGUGUGUGUUCGUGCCUGCGUGUCUGUCUGCCAACAGGUGUGUACUUGAAAGUAUGCACUCAAAAGCGUCCCUUUGUGUUCCAUCCAGACUACAGGGGGGGCCUGAGCCGGCUGUCUCUGUCUGAUGACACAGUGCCCCUGGUGAGCAUGACGGUGGACAACGUGCACCUGGAGCACGGCGUGGUGUACGAGUAUGUCAGCACAGCCGGCAUCAAGAGCCACGUCCUGGAGAAAAUGGUGGAGCCCAAGGGCUGCUUCAGCCUUACUGCCAAGGUACAGCACACGUCCACUGAUUUUUGUGGCGUUAGCAUGCUCACACUGCUCUUAGUAUUAGUGCGCUAGCAACAGUGUGUGGUUUACUGCUGAAGUACAUGAUGGAGCUCAAAGCUGCUUCAGCCUCACCACCAAGGUACAGCACAUGUCCAUUGUUUUUGUAGUAUUAGCAUGCUAACACUACUCUUAUCAUGCUAGCAGCAGUGUGUGGUUUAGUUUCCCGUUUUUUUGUCACGUACACUAGCACAGUGAAAUGAUUUUGUUGCUUGCUCUUUCCCAACAAUUCAGUAAUAAAACAAAUUGUCAAUAAAACAAAUUGUCAAACAAAAACACACGAGAAAUAGAAAUAGGAAGAAAAGGAAUAAGUAAGAAACAUGUAUACAGGGUCAGUGCAAAUACCACAUUUACAAGUGGCAGGGAUAGAUAUGUAUAGGGGUAAGGUGACUUGGUAUCAGGAUAGAUGAUAAACAGUGUAGCAGCAGCGUAUAUGAUGAUUGUAUGUGAGUGCAUGUUUGUAGAGUCAUUAUGAAUGUGUGAGAGUGUAGAAUGUGCCUAGAGACUAUAAAAUAGAAGGGUCAAUGCAGAUAGUCACUGUAGCAAUUUUGUUAGCUAUUUAGCAGUCUUAUGGCUUGGAGAUAAAAGCUGUUCAGGAGCCUGUUGGUGUCAGACUUGCUGUGCGGAAGCAAAGAGAACAGUCUAUGACUUGGGUGGCUGGAGUCUUUUAACAGUUUUGCGGGCCUUCUUUUCACACCGCCUGAUAUAGAGGUCCUGGAUGGCAGGGAGCUCGGCCCCAGUGAUAAUAAUAAUAAUAUAAUAUGCCACUUAGCAGACGCUUUUAUCCAAAGCGACUUACAGUCAUGCGUGCAUACAUUUUUGUGUAUGGGUGGUCCCGGGGAUCGAACCCACUACCUCGGCGUUACAAGCGCCGUGCUCUACCAGCUAAGCCAUGUAAAGCCAUGCAAUCGAGGGUGGAGCAGUUUCCAUACCAAGCAGUGAUGCAGCCAGUCUAGAUGCUCUCAAUGGUGAAGUUGUAUAACUUUUGCCAAAUCUUUUCAACCUCCUCGGGGGAAAGAGGCGCUGUCUCGCCUUCUUCACGACUGUGGACCAUUUAAAGUCCUUAGUGAUUUGGUCUCCGAGGAACUUGAAGGUCUCAACCCGCUUCAUUGCAGCCCCGUCGAUGAUGCUGCUAACUAUGUUGACUAACAAAAUCACUAUUUUAGUAGUUCUUUAAAGUAAAGAAGGCAUACUUUUAUGACUGCUGAAUACCAAUUAUCAAUCGAUUAGAUCAUGUUUUUCAGAUAGAGAUACCUCGCGAAGCAACUGCUCUCUAUCCCUCUCGAUUGCGCGUUCUUCUGUGUCUGCGUGCCCUGCAUAGACCGGACAAAUAGGCGUGCAGUGGAUUAUGGUCAUUGUAGUUAAUCACCAUGUUUUCUGUGCUUAAACUAUAUAGAAUAUUGGCCUGUUGGAAACUCCCUACCAAAUCGCACAGUUUGGGCUUGAUCGGAUUUAUCUCUAGAGAAACUGUGCAUUGAGCUCACAGAAAAACGAAUGAAAUUGAAUUCAAAUAAUUGAACGGACGUCAAUUAAUUGUUUAAAAAACAAAAAGUAACUUACUUUUUUGUUAAUCGCUCAGCACUAGCCUGAAGGCUUCUUCAGCCUUACCGUCAAGGAACAGGAAAUGUCCAUUGUUGUUGUAGUCUCCUAGCAUUAGCAUAAGCACUUUGGUUUGUCUUUACUGCAUAGCCACAGCCAUGAUUUUCUACCAUUAGCAUUUAUGACGAAAACAAUAGGAGUGAAUAGUUCCCAGGUUGCGUCAUGCUCUUCUCUCCAUGCAGAAAUCACUUCAAAUAACUUAAACUUGAAGACGUGAACCCAAUGGGACUUAAAACAUCCACUCUGCCCUGUCAGAUCCUGGAGGCCUUUGCAAGUGACGACAGUCAUUUUGUGCGUAACUGCAGCCAGCUGAUCUCGCAGAGCGAACGCGUGGUGUCCAUGUCCCAGUUUGAGUUCAGGAACAUCUGUGAUACCAAGCUGGAGAGCAUCCGCCGGCGAAUCAGCAGAUACCAGCAGGUACAGGAACUACAGGAUCCCUCUAUCAUAGCCCCUUUCUAGUGCAAGAGCAGCUACAAAUGUCUUCAAGUUCUCUCUCUCUCCCUCUCUCUCUCUCUCUUUCUCCUUCUCCACCCCCCACCACACACACACACACACACACACACAGACACUCAGAUCAGCAGCAAGUAUUGAUCCAUCAUUAUGUAAUAGCGGUAAAUAUAAAAAAAUUCAUUAGCUGUGGUUGUUUUCAGUUUGCUCAGGAGCUGAGGAACAAGGCGUGCCCCACGUUCAAGCAGGCCGGCGUGCUGCCCCACCCGCUGGGCUGCAUGGACUUUGUGCCCACCAACUGCCACGUCAACCUGAUGCAGGUGUCCUACCCCAAGACCACCACGGUGUCUGGCAGGGCCUUCAGCAUCCGCUUCGGACGCAAGAACUCCUUCUUCGGCCUGGACCCCGACCAAGGUGAGGCGAGAAGACGAUACAGAGCAGAUGUGUUUGUGUGAAUUAAUUAAUUAAUUACAAAUUAAAAGCUGAAAUGUCUUGAGUCAAUAAGUAUUCAACCCCUUUGUUAAGGAAAGCCUAAAUAAGUUCAGGAGUAAAAAUGUGCUUAACAAGUCGCAUAAUAAGUUACAUGGAUUUUUGAAUGACUGCCUCAUCAUUGACCACAAAGACCAGGGAGGUUUUCCCAUGCCUAGCAAAGAAGGGCAACUAUUGGUAGAUGGGUAAAACUAGAAAAGCAGACAUUGAAUAUCCCUUUGAGCAUGGUGAAGUUAUUAAUUACACUUUGGAUGGUGUGUCAAUACACCCAGUCACUACAAAAGAUGCAGGCGUCCUUUCUAACUCAGUUGCCGGAGAGGGAGGACUUUAAAACAUGUACAGAGUUUAAUGACUGUGAUAGGAGAAUAUCCCAAAACAUUUAUCCUGUUUGCAACAAGGCACUAAAGUAAUACUGCAAAAAAAUUGGCAAAGCAAUUAACUUUUUGUCCUGAAUACAAAGUGUUAUGUUUGGGGGCCAAUACAACACAUUACUGAGUACCACUCUCCAUAUUUUCAAGCAUAGUGAGAGUGAGAAUUUCUUCACUUACUUAGCUAGUGAAUGCAUCUAGCUAGUUUAGCCUACUCAAACAGAGACGGAUGCUAUGUUACCUAGCUGGCUAUGGCUAUCCAACACUGGAACUCUUCCUAGUUUAGCAGUUACACCGGGGCCCACUGGUGUAACUGCUAAACUGCUUGCUAACUGUACACUGUGCUGCAUGAUUGUAGCGGUUUUCUAAUCUGUUAGUUCUAGUAACUACAGUAUGUUGACUUGAUGUUAGCUAAUAUGGUGACAACGAUGUAGGCUGUGUGUAGUGCUUAUGAUAUGAAGGUUUGGCCUAGAAAGGUUUUUUCACCUGGUCACAGACAGCUGAUGUGUUGUGCACAAGCGAAGGGAAAAAAUGAGAGCUUGAUGCAAGAAGGAAUUAGCCAACGAUCAAAGGGCUCAUGCUAUUUAUAUGUGGCUGCUAUGAAAGUAGGGGUGUGCCAACAUGGCCAUACUCUUAUUUGUAAUCGUAUCCGUAACUUGAUAGUUGGAUCGGAUGAUACUCGUGAUUGGUAAAACACGGAAGUGUUUUAAUAUGCCUAAAUAGCUUUACAUUUACAUUUUAGUCAUUUAGCAGACGCUCUUAUCCAGAGCGACUUACAGUUAGUGAGUGCAUACAUUAUUUAUUUUUUUAUACUGGCCCCCCGUGGGAAACAAACCCACAUCCCUGCCGGCCAAACCCUCCCCUACCUUGGACGACGCUGGACCAAUUGUGUGCCGCCCAUGGGUCUCCCGGUUGCGGCCGGCUGCGACAGAGCCUGGACUCGAACCAGGAUCUCUAGUGGCACAGCUAGCACUGCGAUGCAGUGCCUUAGACCACUGCGCCACUCGGUAGUCAUGUUGGUAAAAUACCUCCCUGCAUGUUCUCACUGCAAAAAGCUGCAGAAGCAGCGCGCAGAGGGAUGUGUAUGUCAGUGGUAUAAAGUACUUAAGUAAAAAUACUUUAAAGUACUAAAGUCGUUUUUCGGGGUAUCUGUACUUUACUUUACUAUUUAUAUUUUUGACAACUUUUACUUCACUACAUUCCUAAAGAACAUGAUGUACUUUUACUCAAGUAUGACAUUUGGGUACUUUUUCCACCACUGGUGUAUGUGUGUCUGUCUGUCCUCAACUUGCAGCGGCCAGCCAAGUUUGCUGCAAAAAUAGCACUACACCACCUCAAGUAAGAUCUGCGGUAGGUCUGUAGCAGUCUAAUCACAGUUGAGUUUUGCCAACAAUAGCCAAGAUCCCCUUUACAACAUUACGCAGAGCUAGCCUAUAAGCCACCUUAAAGCUUCAAACGAAGAGAUCAUUUCAACUAAUUACCCCCUUUGACCAAUUAAAUCCCACAGUACAAAUUACUUUAUGAGCUCUUGUGAUGAACCAAACUGAGUACAUUAGCCUUUAGCCGCAUAUAGUGACAACUUUCACAGUAAAUUAGCAGUAAAGUGGUCGUAAUCCCACCACUCUAAUCGUCUCUAUCAGUUGCCCAUUAAACCUCCAUUAGCCUCAGGCGACCCCCACGCCGAUACGUGUAGCCAUCCUCUCUGUGGGUGUUGGUUAGUAAUGUCAUCAAAGCGGUCCCUCCAAGGCACCAAGGAUGGGAUAUUCUUCAGAAAGUGAGGGGGAGAUAAGGAGAGGGGGAGAAGGUGAUCAUUGGAUUACUUUACUGUAGAGGUGUUUAGGUGGACAGGGAAAGAGAGAGGGAAUGACAGAGAAGAGGGAGAGAAACAGAGAGAGACGACAGAGACGGUUAUAGAGUCGGCAGGAGAGAUCUUUUACAGGUGUAGCCUUUGGCCCAUCCCCAGAAUUAAAUAGAACAGUAUGUAUCUCUAUGGGCCCAUCUGGUCCUCCUGUCUAUGUUUUGUCGGUCUCUGCGGUUUCAGUAGCCUGCCGUUCGGCCUGUCACAUGGGCCGCUCUGCCACAGCUCAGAGAAACACUAAGACAGGGGAAGAAACAGAGGAAGCUGCAACAGACAGCCAGCCGUCUGACUGGAAGAUUAGCAUUGUUAGUAUUGUUUCAACCUUCCUCCCUCCUCUGUUCCUCGACUUAAUCGUAGCCUGUGCUAUUAUGUGCUAACAUUACACCCUCAGGCUCCAAGAUCAGGAAGUAGAAUUGUGAAUUAGUUUUCACUGUGUUUUUAUCAUGUUCUAGGCAUUUCGUAGUCCCCUGUAGCUCAGUUGGUAGAGCAUGGCGCUUGCAACGUCAGGGUUGUGGGUUCGUUUCCCACGGGGGGGGGGGGGGCAGUAUGAAAAUGUAUGCACUCACUAACUGUAAGUCGCUCUGGAUAAGGGCGUCUGCUAAAUGACUAAAAUGUAAAUGUAAAUUUCUUCAUGACUCUCAAGGCAGUAGAAUGUACAUAGAACAGCAAUAUGUAUAUAGUCCUUUUUAUAAAAGCACUCUGUUUUUGUCAAAAUGAUAGGUUGUAUAUUCACCAGAGUAUUAUUGUGUAUGAAGGCUGAACAUGUGGUGUAGGUAUAGGUCUCUGGAAAUGAAAGUUCAUUGUCUCUCCCUCUCUGUCCCUCUCUUUCUUCCCUCCUCUCUAUUUUUACCUCUGCUUUUCUGACAUCACGAUAUGAAGUGUAGCUUUUCUGAUAAAAAAAUCUUACUUCCAGUUGAAAAAUAUAGAUACUUAUUUUAAUACUCUUUCACUUCCUUUACUUUUCUUUGCCUCUUUCUUUAUCUAUUUAUUUUCUCUCUCCCCACAGCUAACCUGAACCCCAUGUCCCACACCCAGCACUGUGUGACCAGCAUGGGCGCCCCGUCUUACAGCUGCAGUGAUCUUGGGGAGGAGGGGGAUGGUGAGGAGGACAUCGAGGGCUCUGGAGAGGGCAUCCCAGACAGGAUACAGCAGGCCCACCGGGGGAAUGGCCUCAGCUUCCUGCUCAAACAGGAGGACAUGGAGACACAGGACGCCUACAUCCGCCUCUACAGCCGCCUGAACAUCGCUGUGCGAGAGAUGAGGCAGUACGUCACCCAAAUAGACGUGUAAGUACACAUAUAUGAAAAUCCUUGCGAAGUACCUACUGUACGUCAGGGAUCUCAAUCCGGUUGCCCUCGAGCCAGACACGGCCCGCGAGCUCAUUUAAUGUGGCCAAAUAUACAGUGGGGUUCCGAAAUGUUUGCCACCCUUGAUAAAGAUGAAUACAAAUUACUGUAUAAACCACAGGUUUUCAAUGGGUUUCAAGUCUGGAGACUGAGAUGGCCAUUGCAAAAUGUUGAUUUUGUGGCCAAUUAACCAUUUCUAUAUAUAAUUUCUCAUUUUUUUAGCAUACAAUAUACUUUAGCUCAGUAUUUAUCAAGGGUGUCAAAGAUCUCUGUUAUUAUUCUGCAUGAAAAUGGAAGGCUGGAAGGCCAAGAUAUUAUUGAACCAUUGUCCCCAGACAGUCUUCCUGAGGCCCAGCCCUGUUUGUCCGGCUGCCCUUUUUGCUUGUUUAAAGGAAAGAGUCACCCAUUUUGAAUAUUAUAUCGUAUUUGUGCAUGUCUAAAAGAUGCUCUAUCGAUUCCUGGGGUCGUUUUAUGUAUUCAUGUAUAUAUAAGCUAUUCGCCGUUCAAUCAGGCAGAAAUACAGCUGGUAUGAUGUGUUUUGCUUCAAAUGAUGCGUUAUUCCGGCUGUAUUUCUGCCUUCUUGAAUGGGAAUAGCUCCGAUACACAUUCCCUCUCUCUCUCGCUCUCUCUCUCGUAAACGGGCAAAUUCUUCAGUCCAAAACUGUUUAUGGACUGGGCAAACAGGAACAGGUUGUGAAACCACAACCCCAUUGAGAGGAGGGAAAACCUUCUUUACUGUGUGUGUAAACGACAUGUGCGCAUAUGAAAGCAAAGUGUGUGUGCAUAAAAGAGAGACACAUUAUGAGAAUAUUUCUAGCUUAUACAUAUAGUACCCUUUUCAUGUGUUUCCUUCUCCUAUGUGGCGGGCGGGAACCGCAGCCUCCUUUCUUCCAUCACGGAGCCCACCCAGCCGCAGGGCAGCGAGUCCCCAGCCUACGAGGCCAUUCAGCCCCCUUCCGUGACCCCCGAAGAGGGGGAUCAGGAAAAGGUGGAGCACGGGGGCAUCAAGAGGGUCUGCUUCAUGGUGACGGAGGAGGACCAAGAGGACUCAGGCCAAGACACCAUGAGCUACAGGGACUCCUACAGGUAAGAUAAGAACGACUUAAGAUAUAAUGGUGACUUGUUUCAGGAAACUAAGCGUAUGUCGCGCAUCACUACUUCACAGGAGAGCCAUUUGAACGUAAACUUUAUUUAUUUAUCAAAGUGCGUUUUUUGGCAGAAAUGCCUUCUGGAACAUGUGAACUUUCAUGUGCCUGUAUACCAUCUGUAAAUACGAAUAACAUUUUGAAAUUACGAACCUAGUUGGUUUAGCCAUAGAAAAAGACAGGAACCUUCCCACUACCCAUGAUUGGCUGAGAUAAUGAGUGGGCUGGACAUGCCGAGAGAUCGUGUUUUGAAAUCAUUAGAGUAUGAUAGCUAAGGAGAUGGAGAAAACAUCCGGAGACAGGUGAUGGCAUCUGAGGGAGAAGCGUCCAUCCGUGUAUACGGGUAAGAUGGUCUAGCUAGCUACAUUUUCAGAUAUUACACAUUUCUAAUUUUGUCAGAAAGUCAUUUUCAUUUCAAGUUAAAAUGUACUGUUAGCUAGCUAGCUAACGUUAGCUGGCUGGCUCGCUAAUGUUACGUGUAUGAUCUGUGUAGUAAUAUUAUUCGUAUCUCAGAGCCAUUUGCUUUGCUAGUUAUAGCAUAAUGUUAGCUAGCUAACAUUGAACCUGGUUGGUUAGCUACCUGCAGAUUCAUGCAGGGUAGUAAUGUCAUGAGUUGGAAUUAUGGUUCAUUGUUUAGCUAGCUAGCUAGCUACAUGUCUUAACAAAAGACUCCACCAUGCAAGUAACCAUUUCAAUAGAAUGUGCAUGAUGUCAAUGCGACAACUGUUGAUAGACGUUGCUGGUAAAUUCGCUCUGGCUAUGUACUCCGAUUUCAGAGCACUCUCGUCUGAGUGUGCCAGAGCGCAGAAUAACUGUCAAAUUUACAAACGCUCAACACCAGUUGAAUAUGGCCAGUGUCAGUAAACGUUGGCAAAAAAGCAUAAUUAAAGUGUUGCCAGCAGCACAGCAGAGCUGGUUAGCAGAGUCUAACCAGCUCUUCUAGAGCAAGUAAAAUGGUCAGUGAGCUGUUCUCUCAUUUGUGUCUGGAAGUAGGUAGCAAGCUAGCCAACGUUAGCCACUUAGCUUGGGUGCUUGACUGCUGUUGUUAGGACAGAAUGUUCGGAUCAACCCUACUCCUCAGCCAGAGCGUCCAGUGUGCGCUCUGAACGCUCCGAGAGCGAAACGCUCUGAAUUUCCGAACGGACACUGAGUUUACAGGCGGGGCUAUAGUUUAAGAGGGUGUGAACGAUGCUGAAUGGGUGUAGACAAAGAAGAGCUCUCCAGUGGGUGUACCAAAACAUUCAAAGGCCCUUUUCUCAAAAGUGAGGUUACAAGUUGAUCAACUUUCAAAGCAGAAUUACUUUCCCAUUGUUCCUCAAUUGUAGUGUAUGCUAUACCAUUUUCUAGCUCUGAGUCUCUACUUUUAUACAAUGUAAAAAACACAAUUUCAAAUUUUGCUACGUAAGACCGAAUCGAGCCGGUCGGUCACAUUAGAGUUAAAAUAAGACAAAUUAACUUUCUUGUCCCCCAAGGAAAAUUAGUCUUGGACAUUUAAUGUGCUGCUGCUUCCCAUUGAAAUAUCACAGAUUACCAUCGUACUAAUAGUUGUGCAGUAGGUUAAAAGGUGUAGGUAGAGUAGAAAGUAAAGGAUAACCCUUACCACUGAUCCAGGGUCAGAUCAUGUUUAGAUAUUUCUUCAUCCUCUGUAAUGGUUGAGGUUAGUAUUGGGGGAUAGAGUAAUCUGAUCCUAGAUCUGUGGUGGAGGGCAGCUAUCUUGUGGUUGAGAAACACAAUGUGAACUCCAAACAGGGGCCAUCAUUCCUAUGCCACUCUGUUUCCCUUAGGCACUAUUCUAGGAUCAGGUCACCCUCUACUACUCUGUUGGUGCAAACGAGAAUGUGCUUUUAAUCAAUUCACAAUGGUAAAAUAAAGGGUCAUAAAAAGCUAAAAGUACAGUGAAGAAAACGGGUAGCCCUGGCAAACUAAUACCAAGUGUUGUUUCCCAAUUUCAUGUACUAGCUUCAUGUGAAAUCACCAACAACAAAGAUUUCCCCAUAGUUUUAUUUAUAUUUCCCACUGUGACGACAUGGUUUCCCUUACUCUCCCAAUAGGUUCCAGAUUUACCUCCUCGCCAGCUUGAGUUCAUUCAGAUAGUUGGCGGCGGUGGUGUCAUUUAGGCGCCAGUCCACGGUGUCCGCCCACUACCACCAACUAAGAGCAGUGGUGGGCUCCUGGCGAGAGCACAGUGUGUAACAGAGGCUAAUUUAGUAGCCUGCUUGCCUCUCUCUCUGACCAGUCUGUCAUUACAACUAGAACAGCUACUCCUUCUAGCCAACAACCUCCCACCGUUCAGGGCAUAGUGAGCUCACUGAGGUUGCGUCUGCAGUAACACCCUAUUCCCUAUUUAGUGCACUACUUUUGGCCAGACCCUCAUGGGCUCUAGCCAAAAGAAGUGCACUAUAUGGGUCUAGCCAAAAGUAAUGCACUACAAAGGGAAUAGGGUGCCAUUUCGGACACAGCCUCAGUUUGGCUAGCACUGUUUUGGAAACACCCAGCGAAAAUACAGUACAUGGCAGGGUUAGUAGUGUAAGGUUAGCAUUUAGCUAACCUCAUCCCCAGGCUGUCACACGGAAGAGGCUGGGAACGAGAUUAGCAUUUAGCAUGCUAGUAGAAACACAUGGAGAGGGUGCUAUAGGUUUGAUGCUGGUUGUCCGUCCAUCCAAUGUGCUCUGGGACCCGGUGAGAAGCACUUUAUAAAUGCAUGAAGUUCAUGAAGAUUGGAGAGAAAUGGAGAGAGGCAUACAAAGAAUUAGGGAAAGAGUUAGGUGAAGGUCAACAGCAAAAGACAGACUGAGGGAGCGUUUUAGUGAGGAAAAUGGAGGGAGAGACACCACAAUCAGACAGUGAGUGAAAGGAGAGAGAUGUAUGGAUGCAGACAGAGAGAAGGUGGGUAACAUGCAGAGAGACUGAAAAGGUACGAAAGAGAGGUAGGUGUACACCCACCAUCAGUCUAGUUUGUCUCUCAGACAGUCAGUCUUGUCACAUCUGGAGAGGGUGGGCUGCUCCAAACCUACCAUGAGGUGCGACUAAAUUUGGAACCCUCUCCCAGGAGAGCGUGCGCGCACGUGUAUGUGUGCGCGUGCGUGCGAGAGUGUCUGUAUGUGUGGAGGAGAGAAUCAAAGCCAAACUCCCAUGUGUAUUACGUAAAGGUUGGCACUUCAGUCCCAGCUCGUCGGGAAUGAUCCAGCAUUCCAUUGGGAGACACAUUAAGAUAUACACAGUUUAUAGGACAGGCAAUAAUAGAGACAACACCCCGACUCACAAACAACUCACUAAGCUGUAGUGGCUUCCAGUGGUUUCCAGUUUACAUUGUGGGCCAGUUUGUCGCUGAGCCAAGCUGGAUGAUUAUAGUAAAACAAAGUGAUUGUUUUAGUGGGAAGCACGAUGACAAUGCUACUUCUGGCUCCAUAAUCCCAUAUGAUUCAGCAUUUACAUCUUAAAUCCACGACGCGCACAGAAAUGUUCACAAAAGUAGGUCUGCCUAUUAAAAUGCAUUUCAAAUUUAGGGAUAAUUGGAGGAGAAUAAAUAUUGAGCAUUAAAGGGAUGGUUCAGCGAAUUUCGUACUUAUUUCCUUAUUUUAAAAGCACUCUAUGGACAAGGAGUGACGGCAAUCCAAACUUUGGUUUUGUUAAACUAGCCAUUGGAAUAUGUACUUUUUUUCUGAAUUAUCCCUUUAAGGCAAAAACUUUGGAGUUGUGGAGGCAUGUGAUCUUCUUUUAAUGUUUUUGUAUCAUUUGACUUCAACUUUUCUGGUAUGUAUUAUUUUAACAAUCUUAUUUGGGACAUUGGUGUUGCCACACCUUACGACAUUAUAGUGGAAUACAUUUUAGUCAUGCCAGUGAAGUAAGUUGAUGGUUGUGAGAAGCAUUUGACUGCUGCUCGCUCUGCCUAUUAAAUUAUGCAGUUAGUCAGUCAGAUUAUUUGACUGGAUAAUUACAAGACAGACUCCACAUUUGACUUUGUGGUUUUUCUGUAGGGAUUGAAUGAUUUUGUUAUUCAACUGUUUCUGACUAUCUCCCUCGCUCUCUGUGUGUGUGUUUUCAGUGAAUGUAACAGUAACAGGGAUUCCGUCUUGUCGUACACAAGUGUACGUAG
Molecule: messenger RNA, 23694 nt
Organism: Coregonus sp. 'balchen'
Lineage: Eukaryota; Metazoa; Chordata; Actinopteri; Salmoniformes; Salmonidae
Source: the annotation of a GenBank genome assembly